AUGAAUAUAGAUACAUAUACCAUAAAACAAAGUUUGGGUGAAACUGCUUCACAAACGCCGAUACCUCCUGUCACCAGUACUUCACCCAAAGAAACCGCUGCAAUCACAAAUACUGUUCAUCUGUCUACCACCGCUUCACCAACCACUGCCUCUACAUUGUAUCCUACUACCAGCCAUACUGUAACAGCACCAGGAUCUACAGAAACUGGUUCACAAACACAGAUCCCUCCAGUCGCCAGUACCUCAGCCAUAGAAACCACCAGACUUACAACUACCGCUCCUACGUCCCCCACCACCUCACCAACAACUAAAACUACAGUUAUGUGCCACAAUGGAGGUACCUAUGAUGGAACUAAAUGCAUUUGCCUGGAUCAGUUUUAUGGGCCCUCGUGUGAGAGUGUGGUGGACAACGUUGAGGUUGAAGAUUUGUGUCAGAAUGGAGGUACCUACGAUGGAGUUAAAUGCAUUUGCCUCGAUCAGUUUUAUGGGCCCUCGUGUGAGAGUGUGGUAGACAGAGUUGAGGUUGGUGGUAAUGUUAAUACCACUGUCAUAGUGAACCUGAGAAUCACUAACAUGAAUUAUACACCUGCCUUGAAUCAAACUGACUCACAUGAAUACUAUGAAUUCAUAAAGAACUUUAAAUUAGAGAUGCAAGUAUUCUAUAAAGAUCUACCUGGAUAUAAAGAUGCGAUAGUCAUUAGUUUGAGCAAUGGCUCUGUCUAUGUUAAACACGAGGUGAUUGUUGAGGCUGAAUAUAAUGAAAAUGAGUCUGUGAUUAAACAGUACGAGGAGAUACUUCAGAAAGUCAAUCAGACCUUGGAGAAUUUUAGAAAUAAUAAUUGCACAAGUGAAUCAAACGGAUCAAAACUGUGUAUUGACGUAGACAACAGCAAAUUAACUGCUGUUUUUCCAAAAAGUGAAAAAGAUCGCUGCAAUGAAGUUGUUCAGUCUGGCUUUCAGGAACACUUUCAACCAAUCGUUGUUAAUAAUAGCCUGAUCUGUGUUUCAAGCUGCAGUCCAAAUUCAAAAAGCUAUUUAAAUUGUCAUGAUGGCACCUGCCAAUUACAAAAGGUCACAGGAGCACAUUGCUUUUGUCCAAAAACAGAAACAUACAUAUAUACCUCCCAGGGGUGCCAGGGAAAGAUAUUAAAGGCAGGAUUAUAUGGUGGCAUUGGUGCGGCAAUUGCAGUGCUUGUAAUAUUUAUUUUCACUUUGAGUUUCUUCAUGUUUCGAAAACACCAGAAAAAGCAUACGUUAUUCAAAGAUGAUGAAAAAUCAUGGUAUGAAGACAAUGACGAUGAAUGGAGUGUUGUGCGAGGAAUCACCAACCUAAGUGAAGCAGUAUAUGAAGAUUAUCAGCAAAGUUCUUUAUCUGCCAAAGAGAGAUUCCGACCAGCCCUCGAGAAUGUAGAUACAACCAUCCAGGUUAAAAUACAGAGACCAGAGGUUUUGAAAGACUGA
Messenger RNA from Pelobates fuscus (common spadefoot toad), 1461 nucleotides. Its product is annotated as mucin-3A-like. The record is from RefSeq and is a predicted model, not a curated record. The transcript is spliced from 14 exons. The coding region runs from base 1 to 1461 and encodes 486 amino acids. NCBI's taxonomy places the organism in Eukaryota, Metazoa, Chordata, Amphibia, Anura, Pelobatidae.